Messenger RNA from Penicillium paradoxum, 630 nucleotides. RefSeq names its product riboflavin kinase (gene fmn1). The transcript has 3 exons. The coding region runs from base 1 to 630 and encodes 209 amino acids. The record is from RefSeq and is a predicted model, not a curated record. Lineage: Eukaryota; Fungi; Ascomycota; Eurotiomycetes; Eurotiales; Aspergillaceae. Gene Ontology annotation, biological process: riboflavin biosynthetic process; FMN biosynthetic process. Gene Ontology annotation, cellular component: mitochondrion. Gene Ontology annotation, molecular function: riboflavin kinase activity.
AUGCGCACCGAUAAACCCCGCGACCCGGUUGCCGGCCCCGAUGCAGGCCCGGAAACUCCUUACCCCGUGCGAUUGUCAGGACCAGUGAUCAAGGGAUUUGGUCGCGGGAGCAAAGAUCUAGGAAUCCCCACCGCCAAUAUCCCGGCCGAUGACCUAUCAGAGAAACACCCGGAACUGACAACUGGAGUCUACUAUGGCGUUGUCGCACUCGACCCAAAGACGUACCAUCCUGAGACAUCCGAGGGUAACUCAUCUACAGCGGUGGUAUUGCCCGCUGUGCUGAGUAUUGGAUAUAACCCUUUCUAUAAGAACACCGUGCGAUCAGUGGAAAUCCACAUUUUGCCCGCUCUCACGGAACCAUCGCCCACUGCAGCGGGGCAAGAGGGCCAAACCAAGUUUAACCGUCUGCCUGACUUCUAUAAAACACAACUCAACCUGCUGAUUCUGGGUUAUAUUCGCCCCGAGUUUGAUUAUGUCUCGCUAGAGGCACUGAUUGAGGAUAUUCGGGUGGAUUGUGAAGUCGCGCGAGAGAGUCUGCUGCGCGAUGCUUAUAGGUGCUAUGUUGUUGACACCGGCAAGGCACCAGGGAAAGUUGGCGAGGAUCGUGCGUGGUUGCAGAGCUUUGAUUAG